Aspergillus tanneri is the source of this 1410-nucleotide messenger RNA. RefSeq lists its product as uncharacterized. Gene Ontology annotation, biological process: mitotic spindle organization. Gene Ontology annotation, cellular component: cytoplasm; dynactin complex. The coding region runs from base 1 to 1410 and encodes 469 amino acids. The record is from RefSeq and is a predicted model, not a curated record. The transcript is spliced from 2 exons. NCBI's taxonomy places the organism in Eukaryota, Fungi, Ascomycota, Eurotiomycetes, Eurotiales, Aspergillaceae.
AUGGCUUUCAACAAGAAAUAUGCAGGUCUCCCAGACCUGGUCCGUAUAACCUUAUCUGCCCCGUCUUCGCAUCCACUAACAGUUACUACUACGGUCCGUACCGCAUCCAAUGUCGACGACGAUAUCGGCUACAAUUCCGACAUCGAUAGACAAGGGGUGAACCCCGACGCGGCGCGUGCCCUUUUCCUAGGUGCCACAGUGGACGCUCGCGACGUCAACUUCUCCGACAGCAUCGAUAUCAAGCGGAAAUCCUACCGGAGUAAGAGGAGUCAUCGUCGACGGAGACAUGAAAACGGUCUCGAGGAAGUGGGUGAUCUUAGUGAUAGCGAAGAUGAGACCCUCAAUCGAAAACUCAACCGUCUGCGUCGAGAGGUCGAGGAAUUGAAACAUGAUAUGGCUGCUCAACUUGAUGAUUCUCAACCAUCUCAUGUUGAAAACAAAGAUAGUCUAGAUGAUGGAGUGCUGGAGUUAAGUCGUGCCUUGGAUACACUCUACGCGUCAUCCCGUCGUCCGGCCAGUACACAUCACUCGGCUGCGGCCGUGUUAUCCCAGAGACUCACGUCCGACUCCACCAAUGCGCCAACAACCACCCCCGAGAUACCUUCGUCUGGACAAGAAGUAGAAGGAGGAAUCCUAUCCCACGCCGCCGCCUUCGACAGCCGGCUGGCUCUCCUCGAAGCCGCCAUGGGCAUCUCCAGCUCAUCGAACCCGUUUGUCACCGACGGUAUAUCCGAGCCAUCUCUACAGCCUGUUCUCCCCAACUUAGACCACGUCACGUCGCGACUCACCACACUGACGAACCUCCUCGUUGGUCCGGCCCCCGUAUCCGCUGUCGGCUCCGUCGGCUCCACGCCAUCCACCACCAUAUCCACACCGCAUCUCGAAUCCCUCUCGGCACGAGUCCGCAAACUUACCAUCGACACGGAAGCCCUGGCUUCCGCGCGCAAAAAUGCCGUCGAAGCCGCCAAAGCCGCUCAGAAUGCGCGCAUCGACGCCGCGGCGCUUGGUCUCGACAAGCUCCACCACCACGCCAAUGCGUCGUCGUCAUCAUCAUCCGCAACAGAAGUCAUCGACCCCACUGCUUCUCAGCGCGACGAACAAGUCACCAAGAUCCAGGCACUGUAUGCAACCCUCCCGACUAUCCAGUCGUUACAUCCUAUCCUCCCCAGCGUCUUGGAGCGCUUGCGCUCCCUCCGUGCUAUCCAUGCCGGUGCCGCGCAGGCCGCUGAAUCUCUGGAUGUUCUGGAACGCCGACAGGCGGAUAUGGCAGGUGAGAUUGUUCAGUGGAGAGAGGGGCUCGAUGUCGUGGAAAGGAAAAUGUCUGAGGGUGAGGCGGCUCUUAAAAGUAAUGUCGAACUGGUGGAACCUUGGGUGCGGGAUCUGGAGAUGAGAUUACAGCGGUUGAACUGA